AUGGCCACUGACACUUCCACUCAAUUCCUCACCAACACCGUUGUAUCAGGCAUAACCACCAAUGGAGACAGCACAGCUGCCUCCACUGGAUCCAGCACAAUCUCCAGUGAUACUAGCACAGCUGUCACCACUGGAUCCAGUGCAACCUUUGGUGGGACCAGCACAGCCACCAAUGCUGGAUCCAGUGCAACCUUUGGUGGGACCAGCACAACCUCCAGUGGGACCAGCACAGCCACCACCACUGGAUCCAGGGCAACCUCCAGUGGGACCAGCACAGCAGCCAACACUGGAUCCAGCACAAUCUCCAGUGAUAUUAGCACAGCUGCCACCAUUGGAUCCAGUGCAACCUUUGGUGGGACCAGCACAGCCACCAAUGCUGGAUCCAGCACAACUUCUGACAGUGCCAGCACAGCUGCCACCAUGGGAUCUAACACAACCUCUGAUGGGACCAGCACAACCACCAAUGCUGAAUCCAGAAUAACUUCUGACGGAUCCAGCGCAACUUCCGGUGACACCAGCACAAUUGCCGCUACUGGGUCUAGCACAACCUCCAGUAUGACCAGCAUGGCCACCAAUGCUGGAUCAAGCACAACCUCCAAUGAUACCAGCACAACCACUAACCCUGACUCCAGCACAGUAUUCAGUGGGCCCAGCACAGCCACCAUCACUGGAUCCAGCACAACUUCCAGCAGACCUGGCACAGCUACCAAUGCUGGAUCCAGCACAGCCUCUGGUGGGUCCAGUACAGUCACUAACACGGAACCCAGUGCAACUUCUCAUGGACCCAGCACAGCUACCAAUGUUAGAUCCAGCGCCACCUCCAGUGCGUCUGGUACAGCCACUAACCUGGGAUCUAGUACCUCUGGUAGAACAAACACAAAAGCCAACACUGACUCUAGUGUAACUUCUAGUGGUACUAGCACAAUUGCCAACACUGGAUCCAGCACAGCCUCUGAUGGAACCAGCACAAUGGCCAACACAGGAUACAGCACAGCCUCCAGUGGUUCUAACACAACUUCCAAAAGAAUUAACACAAGUGCUGCUACUCCAGUGGAUGACAUGAAGCCUAGUGGGUUCCUGAAGCCAUGGGAAAUCUUCCUCAUCACCCUGGUCUCAUUUGUAGUGGCCGUGGGACUCUUUGUUGGGCUCUUCUUCUGUGUGGGAAACACCCUGUCUCCGAGAAACAUCUUCAGCCCAGCUCUUUACCGCCCUCAUGGUCCCAACCUUGGCCCAGACCCUCGAGGGAAUUGAGGAGCUCACAACAGGCCUAGGUGGAGCCAUAACUCAUUCUGGAAGAGUCCAGUGUCCUCAAAAGCCAUGGAAAUGAGUAGGAGAUAAAAAGGGGCCCUGAGCGGCCUCUGAAGCCAGAAGGCUGUAUUCUUCAGGGAGGACGCAGACCCGGGGAACUAGA
Molecule: messenger RNA, 1411 nt
Organism: Choloepus didactylus (southern two-toed sloth)
Lineage: Eukaryota; Metazoa; Chordata; Mammalia; Pilosa; Megalonychidae
Gene: MUC21
Product: mucin 21, cell surface associated
Exons: 3
Source: RefSeq, a predicted model, not a curated record